GCACCACCAUGCCAAAAUGGAGGGAUGUGCCUGCGACCUCAGCUUUGUGUGUGUAAACCAGGAACAAAAGGUAAUUCCUGUGAGGAUACAGUCACGCAAGACACAUCUUCCAGUGGAGGCCGGAGCCCUGCUGUUCCCCCGUGGCCCAUACCGCAGCAGGCUGCCCAGCAGACCUUCUCUCAGAAGGUGCAGGUCCCACCGAAGGUUGGCCCUAUGACUCAGAUGGCAUUUACCAUCAAGCAGAAACCUCCUGUUGGGUUACCACAGCAAAUGCAACCACAGAUGAUACCCCUUUCUUCUCAGACACUGAUGAUGAAUCUUCAUCAUGGCCAAACACAGGAAUAUGUGAUCAAACCCAAAUAUUAUCCAGUAAAAAAAGUGAUUUCAGGAGAACAGUCCACCGAGGGCUCUAUACCACUGAGACUGGGCCAGGAUCAACUUGCAUCACCUUUUCAAUUGGGAAAUCACACUGGUCGCAUCAAGGUGGUCUUUACACCCAGCAUCUGUAAAGUGACUUGUACCAAAGGCAACUGUCAAAACAACUGUGAGAAGGGAAAUACCACCACCCUCAUUAGUGAAAAUGGCCAUGCUGCUGACACUCUGACAGCCACAAACUUCCGAGUAGUUAUUUGCCACCUUCCAUGCAUGAAUGGAGGCCAAUGCAGUUCUAGAGAUAAAUGCCAGUGCCCUCCUAAUUACACCGGUAAACUUUGUCAGAUCCCUGUGCAGACUGCCAAUACUCCAAAACUGUACCAUCACCCACAACAGGUGAACAAGGCUGUAGGAUCGCAAAUUAUCCACUCUACUCAUACUUUACCACUGACGAUGUCAGGACAGCAAGGUGUAAAAGUGAAGUUCCCUCCUAACAUAGUGAAUAUCCAUGUGAAACAUCCCCCUGAAGCUUCAGUUCAGAUCCAUCAAGUUUCAAGAAUUGACAGCACAUCAACAGGACAAAAAGCGAAAGUACCUCAGCCAGGACAUCCACAGGUCUCUUACCAAGGUCUUCCGUAUCAGAAGACCCAGAAAGGACAUACUGCUUACACAAAUCAACAACCCAUUCCUCAUAUGUUUCCUGUUUCAGUUAAAACUCAGCUUGGACGCUGCUUCCAGGAGACUAUUGGGACACAGUGUGGCAAAGCACUUCCUGGUCUUUCCAAGCAAGAAGACUGCUGUGGAACCGUGGGAACUUCCUGGGGUUUUAACAAAUGCCAGAAAUGUCCCAAGAAGCCAUCUUAUCAUGGUUACAGUCCUAUGAUGGAAUGUCCACAAGGCUACAAGAGGAUCAAUGCUACAUUUUGUCAAGACAUCAAUGAGUGUCAGUUACAGGGAGUAUGCCCUAAUGGUGAGUGCUUGAAUACCAUGGGCAGCUACAGAUGUACCUGCAAAAUGGGAUUUGUGCCAGAUCCUACUCUCUCAAGAUGCAUACCUGAUAAUCCUGUAGUUGCUGAAGAAAAAGGACCCUGCUACCGGUUUGUUAGUGCAGGAAAACAAUGCAUGCAUCCUCUUUCUGUUCAGCUCAGCAAGCAACUUUGCUGUUGCAGUGUUGGCAAAGCCUGGGGCCCACACUGUGAGAAGUGUCCGCUUCCAGGAACAGCUGCUUUUAAGGAAAUCUGCCCUGGUGGAAUGGGUUAUACGGUUUCUGGCCCUCACAGAAACAAGCUAUAUCAUCACCCUGCAGUUAGAGUACAGCCACCUGUCAUUGGCAAGACCCCGAUUACUCAGCCUGUUGCUAAAGGUACUUCUCCACCUCUCCCAGCAAAGGAAGAGCCAGUGGAGGCACUGACCUUCUCACAGAAAAGUGAGACUGAGAUGGCUGUGCAAGAAGUGGCAACUGCAGCCCCUGAUCAGGAAUUAGCUUCCCUUGAUCAAGAAAAGCAGCCUGAUCUAGAGCCUGGGCAGCCUCAGCUUUCUCCUGGAAUUUCAACAAUUAACCUGCAUCCACAGUUUCCAGUAGUGAUUGAGAAAACAUCUCCUCCUCUGCCUGUUGAAGUUGCUCCUGAAGUCUCUACUUCGAGUGCAAGUCAAGUAAUUGCACCUACUCAAGUUACAGAAAUCAACGAAUGUACAGUUAAUCCCGAUAUCUGUGGAGCAGGACACUGUGUUAAUUUGCCUGUGGGAUACACUUGCAUCUGCUACGAGGGGUACAGACUUAACGAUCAGCAGACAAAGUGCUCUGAUAUUAAUGAGUGUAAUCAGGCACCCCAUCUCUGUUCCCUUGGACGCUGUGAAAAUACAGAAGGAAGUUUCCUAUGUAUUUGCCAAGCUGGAUUCAUGGCCAGUGAAGAUGGAACUGACUGCGUUGAUUUUGAUGAGUGUUCAAGACCUCAUACUUGCGGGGAAGGCUUUUGUGUAAAUACUGUUGGCUCAUACAGAUGUGAAUAUUGUGAUAGUGGAUACCAAAUGAACAGGAGAGGUGAAUGUGAAGACAUUGAUGAAUGCCUGACUCCAACUACUUGUCCAGAUGCACAGUGCAUUAAUGCUCCUGGCUCUUACCAGUGCAUUCCUUGCAGAGUGGGAUUCAGAGGCUGGAAUGGACAGUGCCAUGAUAUAGAUGAAUGUCAGUAUGGCAAUCUCUGUACAAAUGGACGUUGUGAAAAUAUGGAGGGGUCUUUCAGAUGUAUUUGUGGCCAAGGUUUCAAACUCUCUGCAUCAGAGGAUCAGUGUGAAGAUAUAGAUGAAUGCCAACACCGACCACUCUGUACAAAUGGACGCUGCAGGAACACAGAAGGAUCUUUCAGAUGUAUUUGUAGCCAAGGCUACACAUUAUCAUCUACUGGAGAUCAGUGUGAAGAUAUUGAUGAGUGCCUUCAAGACAGUGAUACUUGCCUUGGAGGAAACUGCAUGAAUACUGACGGGUCUUACAAAUGCACUUGUCCAGAUGGUUUCCAGCAGAUCGCAAAUAGGGGAUGCCAAGAUAUCAAUGAAUGUGAGAGAUCUGACCUCUGUUCACCUCACGGGGAAUGUCUCAACACGGAUGGUUCCUACCAGUGCAUAUGUGAGCGGGGCUUUUCUGUGUCUGCAGAUGGCCGAACGUGCGAAGAUGUCGACGAAUGUGCAAAUGGCACAAUAUGUGGCAGUCACGGGUUCUGUGAGAACAUGGAUGGCUCCUACCGCUGCCUCUGUUACCAAGGGUAUCAGGACCCACAGAAUGGGCAAGGGUGUACGGAUGUGAAUGAAUGUGAAAUGCUGAGUGGAGUAUGUGGCGAAGCCCUCUGUGAAAAUGUCGAUGGUUCUUUCCUGUGCCUGUGCUCUGAUGAAAACCAGGAGUAUGAUCCGAUGACCGGACAGUGUCGCUUCCGUACCUCAGCAGAAUUACCAGUAGAGACUGAUCAACAUGAAGAUGGAAAGAAGGAGUGCUACUACAAUCUGAACGAUGCUAAUUUCUGUGACAAUGUGCUUACAUCCAAUGUAACCAAACAAGAAUGCUGCUGUACCUUGGGUGCUGGCUGGGGUGAUAACUGUGAAAUCUUCCCAUGCCCUGUCUUUGGAACUGCUGAAUUUAGUGAUUUGUGUCCUGAAGGAAAAGGUUUCAUUCCCUCUGGAGAAUCAUCUUACGGGCUUCUUGCUCAGAAUUAUAAAGAUGCUGAUGAAUGCCAACUCUUUGGACAAGAAAUCUGUAAAAAUGGCUUCUGUUUGAAUACGCAGCCAGGUUAUGAGUGCUACUGCAAACAAGGCACAUACUAUGACCCUGUUAAGCUCCAGUGCUUUGACACGGAUGAAUGUCAGGACCCAAACAGCUGUAUUGAUGGCCAGUGCAUUAACACAGAAGGAUCUUACAACUGUUUCUGUACACACCCAAUGGUUCUGGACGCAACAGAAAAGCGAUGCAUCAGACCCGCAGAUUCAAGUGAGCAAACUGAAGAAACUGAGGUCUACCAGGAUCUUUGCUGGCAGCAUCUAAGUGAUGAUUUUGUUUGUAGUCGACCUCUGGUUGGAAAGCAGACUACAUAUACCGAGUGCUGUUGCCUGUACGGUGAAGCCUGGGGCAUGCAGUGUGCGCUGUGUCCUAUGAAAGAGUCAGAGGAUUAUGCCCAGCUGUGCAACAUUCCUGUUCCAGGAUCUCGACGGCCAUAUGGACAAGAUGCUUUGGUUGACUUUGAGGAGCACUACACUCCAGAAACUAAUCCAUACUUUGUUGAAGACCGUUUUCUGAACAGCUUUGAGGAGUUACAAGCAGAGGAAUGUGGUAUUCUGAAUGGAUGUGAAAAUGGCCGAUGUGUAAGAGUCCAGGAAGGCUACACCUGUGACUGCUUUGAUGGUUAUCACCUGGACAUGGCCAAAAUGACUUGUGUUGAUGUGAACGAGUGCAACGAGUUGAACAGCAGGAUGUCUCUCUGCAAGAAUGCCAAAUGCAUUAACACAGAAGGUUCGUACAAGUGUUUGUGUCUCCCCGGGUACGUGCCUUCAGACAAGCCAAACUACUGCACACCACUGAGCUCAGAACUAGACAGUGAACUGGAGUAG
Egretta garzetta (little egret) is the source of this 4464-nucleotide messenger RNA. RefSeq names its product latent transforming growth factor beta binding protein 1 (gene LTBP1). The transcript is spliced from 31 exons. Gene Ontology annotation, molecular function: calcium ion binding. Lineage: Eukaryota; Metazoa; Chordata; Aves; Pelecaniformes; Ardeidae. The coding region runs from base 25 to 4464 and encodes 1479 amino acids. The record is from RefSeq and is a predicted model, not a curated record.